Molecule: messenger RNA, 747 nt
Organism: Chenopodium quinoa (quinoa)
Lineage: Eukaryota; Viridiplantae; Streptophyta; Magnoliopsida; Caryophyllales; Amaranthaceae
Product: 60S ribosomal protein L14-2-like
Exons: 5
Coding region: 144-545 (133 amino acids)
Biological process (GO): ribosomal large subunit biogenesis; translation
Cellular component (GO): ribosome; cytosolic large ribosomal subunit
Molecular function (GO): RNA binding; structural constituent of ribosome
Source: RefSeq, a predicted model, not a curated record
AACCCAUACUCCAAAAGUGAUGGUUUUGCAAUUGUGAAAGUAUAAAACCCUAAAAAACCCUAGACCCAUAAAACCACUUUCACUUGCCUCCCUUCAUCUCUUUCGCUACUCCAUUUUCAGAGAAACCCAAAACUCAAUCCAAAAUGCCUUUCAAGAGAUACGUUGAGAUCGGAAGAGUUGCUCUUGUUAACUACGGAAAAGAAUAUGGCCGACUUGUCGUCAUUGUCGAUGUUCUUGAUCAGAACAGAGUUCUAGUUGAUGCACCUGAUAUGGUCAGGGGUCAAAUGAACUUGAAGAGGCUCUCUUUGACUGAUAUUAAGGUUGAGAUUGAGAAGUCGCCAAAGAAGAAAGCCUUGGUUGAAGCUAUGGAGGCUGCGGAUGUUAAGAACAAGUGGGAGAACAGUUCAUGGGGUAGGAAGUUGAUCGUCCAGAAGAGAAGAGCUGGUCUUAACGACUUUGACAGAUUCAAGAUCAUGUUGGCCAAGAUUAAGAAAGCUGGCUCAGUUAGGCAGGAGCUUGCAAAGUUGAAGAAAGCAGCUGCAUAAAAUGUUAGGAAUCAAGAUUUUGUUAUCUCUGGUUCAUUGCGUUUUGAUAUUUAAGAUUUAGAAAAUUUUGAUCGACUUUAUAUUUUGUGAAGUACCUACUUGAUAGCAAUGUCAUUUCAUUUCUUCUGUCUUGGUUUUGUAACGAAUACUUUUUGCCUGAGUAAUGAACUUAGAAAUCUGCUGUUUGGAAGAGUUUCUAGAA